CCCACACUGAUGACGCCUCCGGUGGGAGGGAGAGGGCCACGAACCGUAAACAGCGCGGAGCCGCUCUGCCGUGCGCCGUCGUUUUACCUAAAUGCGUCUUCGUGUUGUUGUUCCUAUUUAAGGCAGUGCCACUGACGAAUGGCUUCGAGUUUCUAACUUCACCGUUCGACGAAGGGACGGGCGCGCAAUCGGCUCAGCCCGCGCUCGGGUGCGCCGUCACUUGCCGUGGCCUAGCAAGAAACCCACUCCCCCCACCCACCACCUUUUGUGGUUAUUCCUCCACCACUCUCCUGGCUCAUCAACGCAGGCAAAGGACACGCGUACCCACGCGCCUGCAUGCGCGACGUAUUAAUGUAGAACGUAAAGCCAGCCCCGUUGCUGGUCGGAGGGCGUCUAACUCGAUGCGCCGGUGAGGCUUUUUGCGUGCUCGCCGUCCGAGUUCGGAGAAGCAGUUUAAAGGGGGACACCAUGGAAAGCCCCAUCCGUACGUGGCGGGGGUCCUACUACCUGAUAUCCAACAAGCGUUGGGUGCCCGGACGCUUCUGCCUCCUGCCAGGGCGCCUAUGCUUUUACGCGAACAAGGACAGCACGAUGUUGUUCUCCACGCGCCUCGCCGAUCUGUGCGAGAUAAAGAAGACGACUGUAAGCUUGGUGUAUAGUGCCCUGGCCUUGACACAAGUGGGCGGCGUUGCCUGCCACUGGCUGUCGGGGCUAGAGCCAAGCAGAGAUGCUGUCUUCAACGUGCUCGAGCAUUUCUGGAGGGAGGAGCUUCUCGGGGGUGGUUCCCAGGCCUCUGCUUCUUCCACAGCCCUGGGACAGCACCUGGUGGCCACAGCCACGGGCUCACAGCGCCGGCUGGAAGAAGCGGCGCAAGCUUUGCACCACCAAGGGCAGCAGCUGGACGGGAUCGGGCAGAACCUGCAGAAGAUGAACGCUGAUCUCUGCAUAGCUGAUCGGCUUCUAACGCAGCUGGAGGGGCCCUCAUUUUUCAGCCGUUGGACUAAAACUUCGGAGGAUGGCAGCGAGCGGAAGCAGGUCCAGAAAGAAGCAUCGGCUGGCCCGGGAGGAGGCCACCAGGAUGCAGCCACAGGGCUCAUAGUGCGUGUGCCUGUAAUGUAUUCGCGAGGCCGUGGCACGGAGUUCCAUCAUGGUCACCUGGCCGUGCUUUGCUCGGCACUGGAGGUCCAGGACGCGGCCGGAAGACAGGUGCACAUAUACCGGCGAAGUGACGUGGACGAGAUCGAGGCACUCAGCCCUUACGAAGUCAUUGUCAAGCAGCGGUUUAUUGGGCAGCCUGAUGUUGUUUUCCUACUGCUCUCUGCCAAGAUAGCCAAUACCAUCCCUGUGCUGGAGCAGCAGUACCGGGAAAAGUUCUCUGCAUAUCCCACUUAUCCCUGGGGUCCAGCACCUACUCACAAGAGGAAAACAUCUGGACACAAGUUAAUUCAAACAGCUGGCAGGUGGCUGGGUGGCCUCAUGGGUGGUGAUGACGAAGCCUCAGAAGCUGAAGGAAAAGUUCAGGUGCAGAAAGGGCAGACAGUGAGUGAUGCGGAAUCAGCCCAGCUGAAUCAGGUGCUGACAGGCAUAAAGGUACUGGCACUUGAGUCGGGCGCUGAGGUGGAGCGGCAGAAUGAACUUCUGGAGGACACGAGCUCGCUGGUGGACCGCACCACCUCGCGCAUCAAUGCAGCGGAUCGCCGAAUCAAGAAGCUACUGUGAAAGGAUACGCUACAUGGCCGAUUUCUUUGUUUCAUCAUCGGCAUCAUUUGAAUAUUUCACGUGAUUUGUUGCUCCAGUAAAGAUUCUCCAUACUUGCGAAAAAUCCUGUGUUUUUUAAUGACGUCCUUUUUUAAAAGAUGCCGUCUCACCAUUUUUUGGUGCUGUGUAGAAUUACUGAACGGUUUAAGGAUUGGUAUUUAACUUUUGCACUUUGAAAAGUAUUAUUUACUUAAAUUCAGGAGACUUAAAGUUAUCAGGUAGCAUAGUUCAAUGGGGUUUGUUUGUGUCUCUCGUAACGUAACCACAUAUAUGGUCGUUGUGUGGCCUGGUAAUAUGUGUGUUGCUUCUUUCAAACCCACUUAAAUUGAUGAUGCUAUGAUAGCACUAUAGGGCUAAUAUUCAUUGAGUGAUAAAACUGCCAAAAUACAUUCCCUUGGUGCUUUUCCAAUAUUGCUGGAUUUAUUCUCCAACACACCAGUUGGCUGAAGUAGCAACUAAUUUGCAUUUUGUUUACGUCACAAAUCCCUUACUAAUUGGCUGUGUCGGGUGGUGGAGGGUUAUGACACAUUUAUACUUACGCGAUCUAACCCAAAAACCUUCAUUGUGAAUUGCUGUUUAUGUGACCAUGGGCACAUGAAGCAAACUAAUGAACGAAAAUGAUUUCAGCAACAAGUGAAUCAGGCCUAUAUUUAUUAUCGUCAAUAUUUUUUUUACCGUCAAAAGUUAACAGGAGUAACGAUGCAUACAUUUUGAAGAUCGCUAUAUUAAUCGAAUCGUGCAUAUAAGUGUUUUUGUAUUACUAUAUGGGUUCAUGUGACCCCCUCCAACCAUUAUAUUCUGCAACAUUCACCACAUUGUUAACAUUUAUUUUUUGAGAUAGUGGAGUGGUUCAGGUGGCCCUGCUGAGUUUCUGGGUUUGAAUCUGGGCAGCCAGUCAUAGGUUGAUGGUCUCAGUCUGGCUAUAUAAUGACUGCACUAAUGAAACACAUUUUAGUUGGUUUUGCCCUUCAUUUGGGCUAACAUCUAGUCCUGAAAAUGAAAUAAUAUCAGCUCUAAUCUCAUGCAAUGUAAACACUAUGUAACACAAUUUUUGUUCCUGGGUAGUAAGUGUUAUUUCGUAAUUGCUUUUGCCUAAAAAGUAUAGAAAAUGGCUAUUAUUCUCCACAAACUUUGCUUUUGUGACCAGGACAG
This is a messenger RNA of Petromyzon marinus (sea lamprey), 2910 nucleotides long. It is a transcript of the gene SNAP47, whose product is annotated as synaptosome associated protein 47. The record is from RefSeq and is a predicted model, not a curated record. Gene Ontology annotation, molecular function: syntaxin binding; SNAP receptor activity. Gene Ontology annotation, cellular component: plasma membrane; SNARE complex. Gene Ontology annotation, biological process: exocytosis; synaptic vesicle fusion to presynaptic active zone membrane; synaptic vesicle priming. Lineage: Eukaryota; Metazoa; Chordata; Hyperoartia; Petromyzontiformes; Petromyzontidae.